Molecule: messenger RNA, 1829 nt
Organism: Spea bombifrons (plains spadefoot toad)
Lineage: Eukaryota; Metazoa; Chordata; Amphibia; Anura; Pelobatidae
Gene: TSTD2
Product: thiosulfate sulfurtransferase like domain containing 2
Exons: 9
Coding region: 236-1672 (478 amino acids)
Source: RefSeq, a predicted model, not a curated record
UCCGGACCCCUCCUGCUCUUCCACUGAUCCAGGAAGACUGCUGAGAGCAAUCCGUUGAAGGCAUCUGGAACUUUUACGCUAUAAAUGGUGCUGGGGUUCUUUUGAAAAUUCAGUUUAUACAUUUCAAUGGUUUCUUUUUUAAACUGAGCGCUGGAAGUCCUCGGUUUUCUGGACCCGUAUCAGAAGUGUGCCUUAAAAGUAGCUGUUUCAGUGUUCCUGCUGCACUGGGGCUGCCAUGGACCACUGUCAACUGAACUUCCCAGAUGUAGACUUCAAUGGGUCGGAGACUCUCACUCCUGAAAGUGCCUUAAAAGCCAGAUUGGACGCCAGCGCAAGAAAAAAGUAUACAUUUGCAAAAAAGAAGGCGUUUGCGCUUUUCGUCAGAGGACUGCAGUUGGCGGCUGAUUUGGCUGAAACCAGCUACAGGAAUGUUGAUCGGUGGAGAUGCUGCGACCAGGAGUUUACAGACCAGGUGGCUGUGCACCGACAUGUGGCCGCACAGCACGCAGCCGUUGUUUUGCAACAAACUGAACACAUUUUAGAAGAAAUGAUGAUAGCUGCAGAACCCACCUCCGUGCCAUCCGCAGAUGAUGUAUGUGCUUCAGCGGACAAGUGUUGGAACCGAUGUGACAUUUCUGAUUGGUUACCAGAUACAAGUCAAUACCACAAAGAUGACCUGACAAGUGACCCGGGUGAAGUGCUUUUAUAUUACUGCUACUGUGAAGUAACAGACCCCCAAUGGAUCUGCAAUUGGCAAAGGACAUUGUGUCAAGUGCUAAAUCUCACGGGCAAAAUUCGCAUCGCUACAGAGGGAAUAAAUGGAACAGUGGGAGGGAGCAAACUAUCUACCAGGCUUUAUAUCAGCACUAUGCUAUCGCAUCCUCUGUUUAAGCCCGUUAUGUGCUUGGAAGAUUUCAAGACAAGCGAAGGGGGAGCACAUUGUUUCCCUGACCUACGAGUUGGUAUUUUCCAAGAGAUUGUGCCAAUGGGAAUUGAUCCACAUAAAGUCUCCUACAAAGAAACAGCUGUCCAUCUAACUCCAGAAGAGUUUCAUAAAGAAGUAGAGAAGUAUCUAUCCAAAGCUCACGAUGAAGAGAGCAACACUAUUUUGCUUGACUGCCGCAACUUUUAUGAAAGUAAAAUAGGCAGAUUCCAGAAUUGCCUGGCUCCAGAUAUCAGGAAAUUCAGCUACUUCCCAAACUAUGUGGAUCAAAACCUUGAAGUUUUUAAAGAUAAAACUGUACUGAUGUACUGUACAGGAGGAAUCCGUUGUGAACGGGGUUCCGCUUAUCUCAGGUCAAAGGAUGUAUGCAAAGAUGUGUACCAGUUGAAGGGGGGAAUCCAUAAAUACCUGGAGCAGUUCCCAGAUGGUUAUUUCCGAGGAAAACUAUUUGUGUUUGAUGGACGCUAUACAAUCUCUUCUAACGAUGAUAUCAUAUCGCACUGCCGGUACUGUGCGGCUCCAUGGGACCAAUACACGCUCUGCUGCACGGCCCGCUGCUGCCAGCUGGUUCUGACAUGCAAGGAAUGCCAGGACAAAGGCCACACUGCAUGCUGCCCCACGUGUCAAGAGAAAGGGCUCCAGACACGCUCUGCCAGCCUCCAGCUACCCUUCAAAGAAGAAUGUGAAUGUACAGAAAAGAGACCCAAGAUACCAUUAGAGAAGAUCUAAUCAAAGCCUACAACUUGAUCAACAGCUCAUGGCAGCUCUCAUCACACUGAGCCAGGGGCUGACAGGGGAUGUUGCAUUUUGUAGUAUUUUCAGUUGGCUCGUCUGAUGUAAGCCGAGUAUUUUUUAUUGCUUGGGAUAAAAGAUUUCCAGUUACUGA